AUGGCUGUCCUUCACUCCACCAUCCGUUCCUGGCUUGCGUUUCCUGGCCCUCAGAGCAUCAGCCGCAUCCAGGGGACUUUUGUCCGUCACCUCACCAGUGUCUUUGGCUCAGGCCAGGUCCUGCUUCUGGACAAGGUCUGGAACUUCUACCGCCUUGCGCGCACUGCUUUGCUUGGAGCGUCGCUCAUCAUUCCCUCGGUGCCUGAUGCUGUCAUCAAGGCUGCCGCUGGCAAGCUGACCGCCUUUAUGCUUGAGCUGCUGCCCCUCCUCGACGCUGCUGGUCCACCUGCCUCUCCCACUGCAGUGCAGCAAUGGGCCUUGGACGAUCUGGACUACCAUCUUCCAUUUCGCCAACAUGCUCCAGAGACCAUCAGCGCGCGCGCUCCAGGCUCCUUUGCCCACCCCGCCAUCAUCCACUCCCCAGGUGCGCUUGCCAGCCUCUGGUUUGCGCGUGGUGUCACCUACCGUGCUCCCUUCUCCCGGGACUAUCGUGCUGGGAGACUCUUUCCUGACUUUGCUGCCUGGGAGGCAAAGCGUGCAGCUGUGGUCGCAGAGAAGGGCCUGGCGGAUGGCGAGGACGGCAAGUACUUCUGCGACAUCACUGCCUAUGGUGCUCCCUCCCAUGGCCGGAAGGAGGAGAACUUCAAGGUGUAUUUUGAGAAGGAGGCAGAGUGGAGGGCGCACUUCCCUAAAGGUCAGCCUGUUCCCUAUGUGACUGCGCAAGCCUGGAUGUGUAAACACCUCCCUGGAGUUGGCAAACUCACCUCAGCGCUGUGCGCAUCUGACUUGGUCUACUCAGGCCUUGUUGAGAUGCCGGGUGUUGAGGAAAUGGGGAACAUGGUGUGCAGCAUUGGGGCUGGAGCGGUCAAGGGUCUGGUGGCCCUUGGACUGGUGCAGGGUAAGGGGCCUUCUUCAAAGGUUUUCCCUAUUUUCUGCCGCCUUUAUCGUGCACUUGAUUCUUCUUUGGAUGCUGAGCAGAAGGCCAAGAUGGACUUUGACGUCAUUAUGUUUGAGCACCUUCUGUGCAAGUACCAUCGUGUUCAGAAACUUUAG
Molecule: messenger RNA, 1053 nt
Organism: Trametes versicolor FP-101664 SS1
Lineage: Eukaryota; Fungi; Basidiomycota; Agaricomycetes; Polyporales; Polyporaceae
Exons: 2
Coding region: 1-1053 (350 amino acids)
Source: RefSeq, a predicted model, not a curated record